Xenia sp. Carnegie-2017 is the source of this 3477-nucleotide messenger RNA. RefSeq names its product fibrillin-1-like. The record is from RefSeq and is a predicted model, not a curated record. The transcript has 28 exons. Bases 1 to 3477 code for a protein of 1158 amino acids. Gene Ontology annotation, molecular function: calcium ion binding. Lineage: Eukaryota; Metazoa; Cnidaria; Anthozoa; Malacalcyonacea; Xeniidae.
AUGGUCUCAAAUAGCAAGAGGUUAUGUGUUUGUUUUGUUGUAAUCUUGUCCGUGCUUCCAAGUAUCAGCUUUCUUAGGAACAAUCCGUACGUUUGUGAUUGUAAAAUGAGUUGGUUCCUCAAAAGGUUACGUUUGAAAGAUUACACACAAUUACUCGUCGAUGUCAGAAGGAUGAAAUGUCAUGAACCUGAAAGACUGCGCGGAAAACUGAUCUAUAAACUGAAAGAAGACGAUGUUUGCUCCAAAAAAAUGAUAAUGAAUGAAUGCAAACUUCAGAUUGAUCAAUGUCAUCAACAUGCAGACUGUCACGAUCAAAACAGAGGAUACAGGUGUUCUUGUCGAACUGGUUUUACCGGAAGUGGAUGGAACUGUUCUGAUAUCGAUGAAUGUCGACAAACUGGAGUAUGUUCGAAAGCAAACACAAAAUGUGUGAACACAAUGGGAACGUACUUGUGUUACUGUGACAGAGGUUUUAUGCUAAAAAAUUCAAAGUGUGAAGACAUAAACGAAUGUAGUGAAGGUACAGCGACAUGUCCGCGUCAUGCUAUUUGUAAGAACACAAAAGGAAGUUAUACUUGCAAUUGUAAAAAUGGUUAUGUUGUAAAAGGCAGUAAAACUUGUGUGAAAAAAGAAAUCGUGACAUGCAGUAGUUCACCUGGCCCGUGUGAUUUUUUGACGGAGGAUUGCAUACAAGGACAAUCUUUGGGAAGAUAUAACUGUCGUUGUAAGAAAGGUUUCACGAGAUCAGACAACGGAGUUUGCACAGACAUCAAUGAAUGUAACAAAAAUCACGAACUAUGCGAAUCGAUUGCUGAAUGCAAGAACACACCGGGAUCUUAUAAAUGCAUUUGUCCCGAAGGAUACGAAGCUGCAGAUGAGGAUACUUGUGACGACAUUGACGAGUGUGCAACAGGAAUGGACAACUGUCAUCGCGAUGCAGAGCGCAACAAUUUUAAACGAAGUCGUACUUCAAGUGGUGGAGCUCAUUAUAUCAUGGCCGCAAAUAGUGAAAUGUUACGUGUUUGUUUUCUCAUCGUGUUCUUUGUUGCAAGUAUCAGCCGACUUGACAAUAAUCCAUACGUUUGCGAUUGUAAAAUAAGUUGGUUCCUAAGAAGCUUACGUUUGAAAGAUUACACACAGAAAAUCGUUGGUCUCAAAAAAAUGAAAUGUGAUAAACCUGCAAGACUACGCGGGCAACUGAUCUAUAAACUGAAAGAAGACGAAGUUUGUUUUAAUAAAACGAUAUUGGAUGAAUGCAAACUUCAGAUUGAUCAAUGUCAUCAACAUGCGGACUGUCACGAUCAAAACAAAGGAUAUAGGUGUUUUUGUCGAACUGGUUUUACCGGAAAUGGAUGGAACUGUUCAGAUAUCGAUGAAUGUCGACAAACUGGAGUAUGUUCGAAAGCAAACACAAAAUGUGUGAACACAUUGGGAACGUACUUGUGUUACUGUGACAGAGACAUAAACGAAUGUAGUGAAGAAAUCGUGACAUGCAGUAGUUCACCUGGCCCGUGUGAUUUUGUGACGGAGGAUUGCAUACAAGGACAGUCUUCGGGAAGAUAUAAUUGUCGGUGCAAUUCACUGGCAAAAUGCAACAAUACACAGGGAUCUUAUGAAUGCAUUUGUCGUCGAGGAUACGAAAACAAGAGGAUGUUUGUGCAGGUGGACAUUGACGAGUGUGCAGCAGGAAUGGACAACUGCCACCGUGAUGCAGUUUGCAUAAAUAACAUAGGAAGCUACACUUGCAAGGCAGGAUUUCUGCAGUAUGAAAAUGGAAGACUCUGUCAACAAGAAAAAAUUGUCUCUCUAAAUGGAGCGAAAAAAUUUGGGUUUUACAUGUUUCCAUGGAGAAAAUGUCGGAAAUUUGCGUUUAGUCGUAAAAAGUUGUUUUGUGACAAAAUGGGAGCCAAAUCUGUUCCGUACCACAUAUUUGAAGCACCUUAUAAAGUGAUUAAACUUGCCGAAAAUCCAUACGUUUGUGAUUGUCAAAUAAGUUGGUUCCUCAGAAAGUUGCGUUUGAAAGAUUACACGCAGAAAAUCAUCGAUCUCAAAAGGAUGAAAUGUCAUAAACCUAAAAGACUGCGCGGGCGACUGAUCUAUGAAUUGAAGGAAUUUGACGUAUGUCCAUAUAGAGUACCAAACAGGAAUGAAUGCAAACUUCAGAUUGAUGAAUGUCAUCAACAUGCAGACUGUCACGACCAAAGUGUAGGCUAUAAAUGUUCUUGUCAAACUGGGUUUACCGGAAAUGGAUGGAACUGUUCGGAUAUCGAUGAAUGUCGACAAACUGGAGUAUGUUCGAAAGCAAACACAAAAUGUGUGAACACAUUGGGAACGUACUUGUGUUACUGUAACAGAGGUUUUAUGCUAAAAAAUUCAAAGUGUGAAGACAUAAACGAAUGUAGUGAAGGUACAGCGACAUGUCCACGUCAUGCUAUUUGUAAGAACACAAAAGGAAGUUAUACUUGCACUUGUAAAAAUGGUUAUGUUGUAAAAGACAGUAAAACUUGUGUGAAAAAAGAAAUCGUGACAUGCAGUAGUUCGCCUGGCCCAUGUGAUUUUGUGACGGAGGAUUGCAUACAAGGACAAUCUUUGGAAAACAUCGAUGAAUGCAUUGCAAACAACGAUACAUGCAAUUCCCUGGCAGAAUGCAAGAAUACACAUGGAUCUUACGAAUGCAUUUGUCCUGAAGGUUAUAGAAAAGACGAAAAUACUUGUGAAGACAUUGACGAGUGUGCAGAAGAAUUGGACAACUGUCACCGCGAUGCAGUUUGCAUCAAUAGCAUAGGAAGCUACAUCUGUAUAUGCAAGGCAGGAUUUCAGCAAUUUGAGAAUGGAACACUUUGUCUGAAAGGGGAAAAAGAAGACGAAUUCCUUUUCACUGCAACAAUAAUCUUAGCGUGUCUGAUAGUCUUUGAAGUCCUGGGUUCCUUGACUUUAAUUAAAUUGACCAGAAAGUUACGAUUGAAAGAUUACACACAGAAAAUUAUCGACCUCAAAAAGAUGAAAUGUCAUGCACCUGCAAAAAUGCGCGGAAAACUGAUUUAUAAACUGAAGGAAGCUGACGUCUGCCCUGAGCAAACAAUAGGUACAAACGAAUGCAAACUUCAAAUUGAUGAAUGUCAUCAGCAUGCAGACUGUCACGACCUAUAUGUAGGCUAUAGAUGUGUUUGUCGAAGAGGUUUUACUGGGGAUGGAUGGAACUGCUCAGAUAUCGAUGAAUGUCAAGAAGAUGAUGUAUGUCAGAAUGAUUUGAGAAAAUGCGAGAACAUAUUGGCAAUGUACGCUUGUCCAUGCGAUAGAGGUUAUAAAGAAGGAGGUUCAGGGUUAUGUACAGACAUAGACGAGUGUUCUGAAUUCACAGCAACGUGUCCGCGUCAUGCUAUUUGUAAGAAUAACAUAGGGAGUUAUACUUGCACUUGUAAAAAUGGUUAUGUGAAAAACGACGAAGGCAAUAUCUGUACGAAAAAACGUAUGUAA